This is a messenger RNA of Adineta ricciae, 1080 nucleotides long. The record is from the annotation of a GenBank genome assembly. NCBI's taxonomy places the organism in Eukaryota, Metazoa, Rotifera, Eurotatoria, Adinetida, Adinetidae.
AUGAUCAUCAAUUCAAGAUCUUUGCUGACAUCUCUUUUAACAUGUCGUUCUAUUACCACUCAUCGUCAUCUAUCGCUGAACAACAAGCCGACUCUUUAUGAAACAUUGAAAGUUAUUGAAUCUUCACCUGAUGUUUUUAUUCAACCAGCUGAAACGCUCUUUGUGUUUCCUAAUCGAAAAAGUGUUUUCGGCGGUCAAAUCAUUGGAUCAGCAGUCUAUGCUGCUCAGAAGACAUUGACCAAAGAUUAUCCGUUACAUAGUUUACAUUCGUAUUUUCUUACUGCCGCCGAUAAUUCAUCGGCAAUUUCCUAUAAAGUGACGAGAUUACGUGAUGGUAAAUCAUUUGAAACACGAAGUGUAACCGCUAAACAAGACGAUCGAAUUGUAUUUCAAUGUGCAAUGAAUUUUCAUCGGAAAGAAAAAGGAAAUAUGGAACAUCAAUAUUCCAUGCCACAGAUCGAUGUACCACCACCUGAACAGCUACCGUCUUUACAGGACCACAUUCAAAAACUUCUUGAAGAUAAACGUUUAAAACCCGAGAUGAAACCAUUCGUAGAAAGUAUACUACAAAUGCCUGCUAAAAUCGAUGUUCGAUAUUGCCAUCAACGUGACUUACUUCAACCUCAACCUGUUUGGCCAGCGAAAGAAUUCGUUUGGAUGAAAUCUGUUGAAUCUCUACCUGAUUAUUCACAUAUUCAUCGUUCAGCCGUGGCCUAUUGUAGUGAUCGUGUUUUAUUGCCAACUGCUUUCCUUCCAUAUGCUCUCAAUGGUUACAAUUCUCGUAUUCGUAUGCAAGCAUCGCUUGAUCAUUCGAUGUGGUUUCAUGACGACUUUGAUUUUGAUACCAAAAUUGAUUCGAAUCCAUCAGAAGAACAAAGCCCAAUUAAACCUGUUCAGCGUAGUCCAGAUAUCCCACCGAUUCCGCCCAAAGUACGCGUACGUGCUGAUGAUUGGUUAUUGUAUGAAUUAGAAUGCCCACUACAUAUGAAUAAUCGUGCAUGGACUUCUGGUCGAAUCUGGACACGAAAUGGACGAUUAAUCGUGACAUGUACUCAAGAAGGUGUGAUUCGAUGUAAAUGA